UCACGCCACGUGUCCCCCACUCUCUCUCUCGAUACUCGUCGAACCGCCUUUAUUCCUCCACACAAACUACCUUUAUAUCACCGCAAACCCUAAACCGAAACUUCAAAACAAUUUAAUUCUCAAUUCAGCUCGAAACAAUCAGCAAAAAUGUUAGGGCAAAGCACGAGAAGACUUCUAGGUAUGGGCUUUCUCGGACAGUCCCGAUCACAGGCCAUACAGGUCUUGCCGCGAUUUUAUCACGAGAGGGUCGUGGACCACUACAACAACCCGCGCAACGUCGGAUCAUUUGACAAGAAUGAUCCGACGGUCGGAACUGGGCUCGUCGGUGCGCCGGCGUGUGGCGAUGUCAUGAAGCUUCAGAUCAAGGUCGACGACAAGACUGGGAAGAUUGUUGAUGCUUGUUUCAAGACCUUCGGUUGUGGCUCUGCCAUCGCUUCUUCUUCUGUAGCUACCGAAUGGGUGAAGGGAAAACAAAUGGAGGAAGUUCUAACUAUCAAGAAUACUGAAAUUGCAAAGCAUCUCUCCCUCCCACCAGUUAAACUCCACUGCAGCAUGCUUGCUGAAGAUGCAAUAAAGGCAGCUGUCAAAAAUUAUGAGGCAAAACGUGCAGAAGCUGCACCUUUGGAGAAGGCUGCUGAUGCUUGAUAAUGAUGACAAAAAAAGAGAAGAUCGGAAAACUGGCAAAAGAAUGUGAUCUUUUAAUCUUCUGGGUUUUUUUUUCUCGCCUCGUGUGAUGGCUUUGCACUUAAAUAACCAGGGGCUGUUUGGUUUGUAUCUCAAAAAAAAAAAGACAGUAUUUGAAAAAAUAUUUUGGAAAGAGUUUAAGAAAAUGUUUUUAAAAAUUUUCAUAUUUCAAAAUCUGUUUGGUUAUAUAUUUUUGAAAUUAAUUUUAAAAAACAAAAUUUAUAAAAUUUGUUUGGAC
This is a messenger RNA of Ilex paraguariensis (yerba mate), 922 nucleotides long. NCBI's taxonomy places the organism in Eukaryota, Viridiplantae, Streptophyta, Magnoliopsida, Aquifoliales, Aquifoliaceae. The record is from the annotation of a GenBank genome assembly.